Molecule: messenger RNA, 1425 nt
Organism: Sphenostylis stenocarpa
Lineage: Eukaryota; Viridiplantae; Streptophyta; Magnoliopsida; Fabales; Fabaceae
Source: the annotation of a GenBank genome assembly
AUGUCGGAGAAAUUCUCGGCAGGGCUUCGGAUUGGAGAUCUCAACGAUUUCAUCGCUCCAUCUCAGGCAUGUAUUGUCUCUCUCAAGGGACUAAAACAGAACGAUAAACCGCAGGUAUCAAUUGCUAAGAAGCAGGACAAGUCUGACCCUGUCAAAAUUUCGCUCAAGGAUUGUUUGGCAUGUAGUGGAUGCGUCACGUCAGCAGAGACAGUUAUGCUGGAGAAACAAAGUUUGGAUCAGUUUCUUUACAAUAUUAAUUCAGGAAAGGCUGUGAUUGUGUCUCUUUCUCCCCAGUCAAGGGCUUCUAUUGCUGCUCAUUUUGGCAUUUCUCCAAUUCAGGCUUUCAAAAAGCUGACAAGGUUUUUUAAAUCCUUGGGAGUGAAGGCAAUUUUUGAUACAAGUUGCAGUAGAGAUUUGACCCUUGUCGAAUCUUGUGUGGAGUUCAUCACAAGGUAUAGACAGAAUCAAUUGGUUGAUGAUGAGAGGAGUAAAUCAUGCCUACCUAUGAUUACAUCAGCAUGCCCAGGUUGGAUAUGCUAUGCAGAAAAGCAACUUGGAUCCUUUGUUCUUCCUUAUAUUUCAUCAGUAAAGAGUCCACAGCAAACUAUUGGAGUUAUCAUAAAGAACUGUGUUUGCCAAGAAUUAGGACUCAGGCCAGAAGAAGUUUAUCAUGUCACCGUGAUGCCUUGUUAUGAUAAAAAGCUUGAGGCUGCAAGGGAUGACUUUGUUUUCCAACCUGAGUCCCAUGUUGAAGGGCAUAAGGAUGAAAUUAAUAUGAUUUCAGAGGUAGAUUCAGUAUUAACUACUGGAGAAGUUUUGGAGUUGAUUCAGUCAGAAGAAGUUGAUUUUAAAAGCCUAGAAGAGACACCUCUGGACAAAAUGCUAACAAAUAUUAAUGAAGAAGGAUACCUGUAUGGGGUCCGUGGAAGCUCUGGAGGUUAUGCAGAAACAAUUUUCCGAUAUGCUGCUAAAACACUUUUUGGAAGACAAAUUGAUGAUUCUUUGACCUUUAGAAACAUCAGGAAUUCAGAUUUUCAAGAAGUUACUCUGGAGGUGGAGGGGAAAACAGUGCUGAAAUUUGCCCUCUGUUACGGUUUCCGGAAUCUACAGAACAUUGUACGAAAACUUAGAACUGGGAAAUGUGAUUAUCAUUUUUUAGAAAUCAUGGCAUGCCCUUCAGGUUGCUUAAAUGGGGGUGGUCAAAUAAAACCAAAUUUGGGACAAUCGCCCAAAGAACUGAGUCAGUUGUUAGAAUCAGUUUACAUGGAAAAUGUUUUGGCAGCAUCGCCAUUUGACAAUCCCAUUAUUAAAAGCUUAUAUGAGAAGUGGCUUGAGCAGCCAGGUUCUGUGAAAGCUAGGAGAUACAUGCACACCCAAUAUCAUCCUAUUGAAAAAAGUAUUACUUCUCAGUUGCAUAAUUGGUGA